Messenger RNA from Esox lucius (northern pike), 2723 nucleotides. It is a transcript of the gene sack1a, whose product is annotated as protein FAM83A. Lineage: Eukaryota; Metazoa; Chordata; Actinopteri; Esociformes; Esocidae. Bases 757 to 2415 code for a protein of 552 amino acids. The record is from RefSeq and is a predicted model, not a curated record. The transcript has 5 exons. Gene Ontology annotation, biological process: epidermal growth factor receptor signaling pathway.
UACAGCCCUUUUUUGGUUAUUCAAAAGUUUUACAUUCUGUGCAUGGUAGUACACCAGACAACUGUUCAGCAAAACUACAGUUUGGUUAACCCAACCUAUUUUGACAAAACAUUUGCGACCCAGGCUAAUGGCAUCCUGAAUGGCUCUUUUCUGAGGGGCACUUCCAUCUGUAUCACUCUGGCACUGAAGCAAGCCCGGUCAUGAUUUAAUUUGGAUAGAAAUGGGUUGCUAAUGUCAAUCUCUUCUAAUGACUCGUCAUAAGUGUAGUUGCGCAAGUUAUUUAGGUAAUGUGGGCAGUUAAGGAUUUGUUUUAACAUAGUAUUAUAUGUGGUGAAGAGACGCCUAGUAUACAGCACUCCCCCCUUCCAUUCAGGGGUAUUAAGUAUUAAACACGUAAUUUAAAACGGUCUGGAAACCAAUUUAUAACGGUCUCUAGACCCGUCAGUCAGUCUAGUCUUGACAAUGCUCUCACGUUGAGCAUGAUGGGUAGUGACAGCCUGUCAACACUGCAGUCAGAAGUUGUCGGUUCUUAGCUGAGCGAAUCAGACAGCCAUGCUCAGCCAUGUCAGUCACCCAGUCUCUCUUCGCUCCCUCGGGGAGGAAGCGUCCCAAAACAGAUCAUCUCUGUCACGCUCUCGCCUCCAUGCAACGGCACACCUGUCCUACACAACGCUGUAACCCACAGGUGGAAUGUGCACAUAGAUGUGGAAAUACUAGACUGCCUGUCCUCAUUGAACUCCAUAAAAUUCUAUAAGAAUGUGCAUACGGUACUUGGCUAGUAAGGGGGCGGGGCUCAGACACCGGAGGCCCUGUAACCUGCCUCCACCAGCUCUCCUCACUCCGCUGUGCCAGUGGGAUGCUUUAGGUGCUGACCAGAGAGUCUUGCCCAGCUUAAUUAUGGACAUGCAAAUCAACGGCAUGUGGUACGGCCGUUGGAGUCUCAAGCCAAAGCCGCUGGGCAAGGUGAGGCGGCGGCUGCAGGCGAUCAAGAACCCGUCCGUCGCCCCAGUGACUGGUGACAUUGACCUUAGCCACAACGAGAGCAUCCGAUUGGCCACCGACGCCCUACUGGACCAGGGAUUGGACACCUACUGGGAAGUACUUGCCGGAGACGGAGAGGUGGACUUCCUGUCACGAGAGGAGAAAGAUUACAUCCUGGCGAACGCAACAGACCUGAGCAGCGGAGGCCUUUGGGAGACGGAAGAAGACGAUGGCCGGGCAGACUCCUCCCACACAGCUGCUUCUCAGGCCAAGACGGAGACCUACUGUCCAGCCAUGUCUGAGAGCGAGCCCCCUGUUCUGGACCACGGCUGGCCAGUACAGGAAUGGAGUUACCACCUCCAGGGGAGGCCAGGUGUGGAGGUCUACUUCCAGUGUGACCGAGCAGCCCGGAUGAAGGACCUGGUCAGGGAGUUAAUCCAGAAGGCCACAACGGUUCUGGCAAUUGUCAUGGACACCUUCAGUGACUUGGAGAUUUUCUGUGACAUCCUGGAGGCAACGAUGAAACGGAAUGUGUCUGUCUACCUGCUCCUGGACCAUGUGGACUUGCAGCUCUUUGUCAAGAUGUGUGAGACACUACAGAUCAGCAACAAUCAACUGACGAGAAUGACAGUCCGUUGUGUACAAGGAGUGACGUACUGUGCAAAGUCCGGAAAGAAAUUCACAGGCCAGAUUAAAGAGAAGUUCAUGAUCGUUGACUGCAGCAAAGUACUAGCUGGAUCGUACAGUUUCACAUGGCUGUCCUGGCUGGUCCACAGAAACAUGGCUGUGCUCUUUAAGGGGAGUGCAGUGAAGCCAUUUGACCUGGAGUUCAGGAAGCUCUACGCCAGCUCCAAGCCCAUUCCUGCCUUCAACACAGCGACAGCUCCAUUCGGCGUCCACAGACCUUUCAUCCAAACCCUUGACAUGUUCACUACCUGUCCAGGUGGGGAAGUGGGCCCCUGCGCCGCCCACACAGACCCAGGAAGCCCCGCCCUUCAGGGCCAACACUACACUUCCCUGUCAACGCCUACAGCCCAGCCCUCCUACUCGAGCCUACAUCCAGCAGAAGUUAAGGCAAAGUCUAGAUUCAACACACAGCUAACAAACCCCAACUUCAACGGGCAAGAAACCACCACAGUCCAGCUCAGGCAGCCCAACAGCCAGCCAACACAACCAUCAACCCCCCAGGGCUCGGUGAACCAGCUGGUGUCCUCCGGCCUGCCGGGCCACAGGUUUGACUGGAUCACACAGAGACACGUGGCCAACAGGCCCUUCGUGCUCCAGAGGUCUUUUGUGGGCUGGCGUUCCUUUGACGGUAACGGAACCCUCAACGAGGGGAGGUCAAGCGGCCUGGUGGAUAGACACCCGGUUCUCAAGACCGGUCAGUGGUUUACGGUCAGUCAGCAACUGAGAUGGCAUCAUGUCCCGAAGUGACAUUUUGAAGGGAAGCUACAGCAUGUCUGAGAAAUGUUUGAAUGGGGAACAACAUUUCAUGGAGCAAAGCAGCUUGUUUUACUUUUCCUUUGUUUGAGCCUGAUGUGCAGGACAUGAUUUAGUGAUGAAUAUAUGUAGGUCAAAAGUGAUUGCUGGUUGAGCUUUUCUUUUUACAAAUAUAACAUUCUGUGAAAUUAAACUUGCAAUAAUUUACUUUAUUGUUUCAACAUAUGCUUUUACAUAGUGUAUAUACACACACACACACACACACACACACACACACACACACACACACACACACACACACA